Pyricularia pennisetigena is the source of this 1389-nucleotide messenger RNA. RefSeq lists its product as uncharacterized. NCBI's taxonomy places the organism in Eukaryota, Fungi, Ascomycota, Sordariomycetes, Magnaporthales, Pyriculariaceae. Bases 1 to 1389 code for a protein of 462 amino acids. The transcript has 2 exons. Gene Ontology annotation, biological process: protein N-linked glycosylation; dolichol-linked oligosaccharide biosynthetic process. The record is from RefSeq and is a predicted model, not a curated record. Gene Ontology annotation, cellular component: membrane. Gene Ontology annotation, molecular function: UDP-N-acetylglucosamine-dolichyl-phosphate N-acetylglucosaminephosphotransferase activity.
AUGGCGGUCGGCAGUGAGCUUUCCACAACAGAGACUCUCAGCAUACUCUCACUCUCUGCAGCAUGUAUUGCCAUCUUGGCAAACACGUUCCAGGGUGAUGGCGAGCCACUCGUGGCUUCUCUCGCACUGAGUGGCAUCGCUUUCUCGGCGAGUUUCUCCAUGAUCCGCUGGCUGGGACCAACCUUCAUCAAAGCCGGCAUCAAGGGCGCGGAUCUAAGCAAAGUCCAGAGGAGAGAGAUACCCGAGUGUAUGGGGGCCGUCUGCGCCGUCGUGUACCUCUUGAUGAUGAUUGUCUUCAUUCCAUUCCCGUUCUACAAAGAUAUUGUUGCGGCGACAAGCGGAGGCGGCAACCGUGAUGUUGUACUGCACGUCGAGCAUGUCCAAGAGGGCCGGUUUCUUCACCGAUUUCCUCACAACAAGCUCGCAUCUUUUCUGUCUGCAGUUAUUUCUCUGCAGUCAAUCACACUUCUGGGCAUCGGUGACGACCUCUUUGAUAUCAGAUGGAGACACAAGUUCUUCAUCCCGGCGUUUGCUGCCAUCCCACUCCUGGUCGUCUACUUUGUCGACUUUGGCGUCACCUCGGUCGUGGUCCCCAUCCCUCUGCAGCCGUACCUGGGCGAGCUUUUACACCUGGGGCCCCUUUACUACAUAUACAUGACCGCUAUCGCCAUCUUCAGUCCCAAUAGCAUCAACAUCUUCGCCGGCAUCAAUGGCAUCGAAGUCUCGCAGUCCCUGGUGAUCGCUCUCCUUAUCAUUUUAAACGAUUGCCUCUACCUUUUUACGCCGUACCCCCACCCCGCGACCGACAGCCACCUCUUUUCACUCUACUUUCUCCUCCCGUUUGUCGGCGUCAGCCUCGCCCUGCUGUACCACAACUGGUAUCCCGCGCGCGUAUUCGUUGGCGACACGUACUGUUACUUCGCCGGUAUGGUCUUUGUCGUUGUGAGCAUACUCGGCCACUUCAGCAAGACGCUUAUCCUGCUGCUCGUCCCGCAAAUCUUCAACUUUGUCUACUCAGCACCUCAGAUCUUCGGCCUGGUCCCGUGCCCCCGCCACCGCAUGCCGCGCUUUCACGCCCGCACCGGCCUCAUGGAGCCCUCGGUGACUCCCUGGACCCCCGAGCGCCAGCCCCGCGCCCCAACCGCCGCCGCCCUGAGGCUGCUCGCUCGUCUCCGUCUCAUACGCCUCACCGAGGAUGCCGACGGCCGCUUCGUCGAGACGACCAACAUGACCAUCAUCAACUUGUGGCUGGUCUGGCGUGGCCCCCUGGCGGAGCGCCGUCUUGCCGCUGAAUUGACCAUCGUUCAGGCUGUCGCCGGCUUGUUUGGCCUGUUCGUCCGGCACCGUCUAGCCCUGGUUGUCUUUAAGGAAGACAACUGGAGUAUCUGA